Owenia fusiformis is the source of this 1522-nucleotide messenger RNA. The record is from the annotation of a GenBank genome assembly. Lineage: Eukaryota; Metazoa; Annelida; Polychaeta; Sabellida; Oweniidae.
AUGUAUUUAACAUGGCAUGUGUUAAACAUGACAUGUGUGUUUAACAUGGCAUAUGUGUUUAACAUGUCAUAUGCUGUGUUUAAUAUGGCAUAUGCUGUCUUUAACAUGGCAUAUGCUGUGUUUAACAAGGCAUAUGUGUUUAACAUGGUAUGUGUGUUUAACAUGUCAUAUGCUGUGUUUAACAUGGCAUAUGCUGUGUUUAACAUGUCAUAUGCUGUGUUUAACAUGUCAUAUGCUGUGUUUAACAAGUCAUAUGUGUUUAACAUGUCAUAUGCUGUGUUUAAUAUGGCAUAUGCUGUCUUUAACAUGGCAUAUGCUGUGUUUAACAAGGCAUAUGUGUUUAACAUGGCAUAUGUGUUUAACAUGACAUAUGCUGUGUUUAACAUGGCAUAUGUGUUUAAAAUGUCAUAUGCUGUGUUUAACACGGCAUAUGCUGUGUUUAACAUGUCAUAUGAUGUGUUUAACAUGGCAUAUGUGUUUAAAAUGGCAUAUGCUGUGUUUAACAAGGCAUAUGUGUUUAACAUGGCAUAUGUGUUUAACAUGACAUAUGCUGUGUUUAACAUGGCAUAUGUGUUUAACAUGGCAUAUGUGUUUAACAUGGCAUAUGUGUUUAACAUGGCAUAUAUGUUUAACAUGGCAUAUAUGUUUAACAUUGCAUAUGUGUUUAACAUGGUUAUGCAUACUCUUGCUUACAAGUAAUAUUGAACAAUGAGAAAGCAUCAGCAAAACUUGAUCAUGCACCAAAAAGUAUAAUUGAGCUUUCAGUAUAUCAUCCAGUUAUUUUCACUACAAUGAAAUACACCUAAUAAUGAGCAAAAUGAGCAAUAGAAGCACAGGAGCAGAAUUGAGCGUUUUUUUUAAGUGAAAAACCGUAAUGCCUUUUUAAAUUCAUUAUUGUUGGCAAUGCUAUCAGACAUGAUAAAAAGUGCAUAACAUUAAAUAAAUUAUUACUCUUCACAAAAACAUUUUUCCCUACUUUGCAACACUGUAUUGCUUGAAUAAGGUAUUGAAUAAUAUUAAUCUUGCAUUGUCAUGAUUUGCUUUUAGUGUUAUAAUUCUGUAAGUACAAGUUAACCCCAGUAUACAAUACUUGAAAAAUUUGUCUUGAACCAAUAGUAUAUGAUAACUUAUGUUAAUACAAAGACAGGUUUAAAAAUUGUUCAGUUUAUAAAGUUUCGUUAUUGUAUCCUCUGAUAACAUGAUCAUCAGUGGUUUAUCUUUAUGCAUCAAUCAAUUCAGAAUUGUCCAAUUAUAGUCUCAAUUUGGCUCAAAUCAGCUGAGUUAUAGGUACAACAGAAAAUACAUCAAAGAGGAGAAUUCGGCACUCAUACUGAUUUCAGUGGCCAUUUCAUUUGAUAUUUGUUUCAAUGUUGUAUUUUAUGAAACAGCUUAUCACAGAGAAUAACAAAAUAAAUACAUUUGUUGAGUAGUUUGUUCAGAAUGCAUUAUCAAAUGUAUUUUCUUCCUUCAAACCAAACUGGCCUUCAUAUUAUAGUGAGUAGUACGUAUAUACAGUGUAUAU